This is a messenger RNA of Dioscorea cayenensis subsp. rotundata (Guinea yam), 946 nucleotides long. Its product is annotated as transcription factor bHLH96-like. Gene Ontology annotation, molecular function: RNA polymerase II cis-regulatory region sequence-specific DNA binding; DNA-binding transcription factor activity, RNA polymerase II-specific; protein dimerization activity. The transcript has 3 exons. Bases 9 to 827 code for a protein of 272 amino acids. The record is from RefSeq and is a predicted model, not a curated record. NCBI's taxonomy places the organism in Eukaryota, Viridiplantae, Streptophyta, Magnoliopsida, Dioscoreales, Dioscoreaceae. Gene Ontology annotation, biological process: regulation of transcription by RNA polymerase II.
CAGAGAAGAUGGCAUUGGAGACUGUGGUGUUCCCACAAGAGCUCUUUGGUCAUCAUGCAUGCAAGGAGUUGGUGAGCAUAGAUGGAGGAGAAUGGAUGAUGAAUGAGAAUUGGGACCUCUCAUGCACAUCCAUGGUAGUGCAAAACUUUGAGGAGGAGUGGGAGACUAAGUCUUCUUCAACUACUUUAGAUCCAUGUAAAACAGCAAUUGCCAACAAGAGGAAGAGAAGAGAAUCAAAGAGUUUCAAGAACAAGGAAGAGAUUGAGAGCCAGAGAAUGAUCCACAUUGCGACCGAACGCAACCGCCGCAGACUCAUGAACGAGUACCUCGCCGUUCUUCGGUCUCUCAUGCCUCCAUCUUAUUCUCAAAAGGGUGAUCAAGCUUCUAUUGUUGGUGGAGCUAUCAAUUAUGUUAAGGAACUAGAACAAGUAGUUCAAACGCUUGAAGCUCAUAAGAGAAUGAAACAAGGUUUGAAUGUUGGUGACUACUCAGAGUUAACAAGUUCUUCUUGUAAUGGAUUAAAUGAUGAUGGUGAUCAUCAUGAGGUGGUGGAGAGGGUGAGAAUGGAUGACAUAGAAGUGAAGAUGGUGGAGAACCAUGCUAGUCUCAAGGUACUCUUAAAGAAGAAACCUAAACAGCUUUUAAAAUUGGUCUUAGGUUUGCAAGGUCUUAGACUCACCACCUUCCACCUUAACAUCACCACACUUGAUCAAAUGGUCCUCUACUCUUUCAGUCUCAAGGUGGAAGAAGAAUGUGGAUUAUCAUCUUCAGAUGAGAUAGUCAAUGCAGUGCAUGAGAUUAUAAGAAAGGAUAAUAUUGAUGGAUGAAGAGAAGAAUAUUAGUGGAUUUUAUAUUAUUAUUAUUAGUUGUAUGUAUCAUGACCUUGUUGAUUUGUUAAUUUCCAAUGUUAAUUGCAUGCAUGUGUUUGGAAUGGGUUAAGUUUGAA